GGACAACACGCGCCGCAUCGCAUCGUCCAUGGCCGUAUGUGUUUUGUUUUUACGGAUUCGCAUUCGUUUGUUUCCAUCGAUCUAGACGGCGUAAUUCCUUGAUCAUUUGUUUUUUCUCUGGCGAUUCGCUUCUGUUUACGUUUGAGUGAACGCGUGCGCAUUGAUUGGCCGUUUUUGUGCAAAAAAUAGCUUUCAUUUCUAAAGUGCGCGGGUGAUUGCAAUCGAACUGUGUUAUUGUAUGGAUUUGCAUAUUACUUGUGCGAAGAAAAGCGACUCUUCAAAUGGCGGAUACCCGGCGAAGCUGAAAAAGGUGCUGAUCGUAACCGCGCCGCUGUGGUUCAAGGCGCCGUUCAAGAUCCUGCGCCUGUUCGUGCGCGAGAAGCUGCGCGAACGCGUGUACACGGUGAGCGCUGCACAGCUGAGCAGCCACGUGCCCAGGGAGGCGCUGCCCGCGCAGCUUGGCGGCACGCUCGCUCUGGACCAUGACGGAUGGCUGGCGCACUGCCUCCAGGCGAUGACCACCAACAGGACUCCGGACUCUUCACCAAUCUCCAACUACGAUGGCAAAGCCCCAUCUUCGCCAUCAAACGCUACCACUCCCGGUAGCGCUGAUCCCGGCAGCGACUUUGAGGCGGGCCAGCAGAACGGUCAUCCCCACCACCGCAGCAACGGCUGGGCGAUCGAAGACGGCCGACCCGUUGUGGGGGCUGGCCCAGUUGUCGGGGGCGGUGCCGGCAGUAGCUCCGCCUCCAGCGGAUUCUCGGACGACGAUUCGCUGCACGGAGACGGGGCGGCGCUCACUGCCGCGCAGCUGGUCGAUUAUGUUAGGGAUCGGGGAAGGGCGGGAUUGAUCCAGGAGUAUGCUGAGAUUAGGUUAAGGCCUCCCGACGGAACCUUCAACGUAACUAAAUCAAAAAAUAACCUGCCAAAAAAUAGGUAUACGGACGUACUAUGCUACGAUCACAGUAGGGUAAUUUUGUCAGAACUCGACAAUGAUAAAGAUAGUGAUUAUAUACACGCAAACUUCGUAGAUGGAUAUAAACAGAAGAAUGCCUUCAUUAAUACCCAAGGUCCUUUGCCGAAAACGACUCCCGACUUCUGGCGAAUGAUCUGGGAGCAGCAUACUUUGGUGAUAGUGAUGACAACGCGGGCGAUGGAGCGUGGUCGCCCAAAGUGCCAUCAGUACUGGGAACCGGAAGUGGGCGGCGAGGCAACUUACGGACACUUCACCGUCAAGACGGUCGACGUAGAAACAGACACCGAUUAUACGGUUACCACGAUUAACCUUAUCAAUAAUAGGACUGACGAAACUAGGGAAGUAUCACAUUGGCAAUUCACCUCGUGGCCUGACUACGGAGUACCACACUCUGCGAAGGCGAUGAUAGAAUUUCUGGAAAGAGUGAGGAGGAAACAGGCCAGCAUGGUGAACGCCCUUGGUGAUACGUGGGCGGGACAUCCCAGAGGACCGCCCAUCGUUGUACAUUGUAGCGCUGGAGUCGGCAGGACAGGUACAUUCUGCACCCUGGACAUCUGCAUCUCUCGCUUAGAAGAUGUGGGCACUGCUGACAUUAGAGGUACCGUCGAGAGGAUACGAUCGCAACGCGCGUACUCGAUACAAAUGCCCGACCAGUACAUAUUCUGUCAUCUAGCGUUGAUAGAAUACGCGUUGAGCAAAGGGCAUCUGCAGACCGCCGACCUGGCAGGCUUCGAUACUGGAGCGGACGAGGAGUCGGACUAAUACAGGGCUGUUGUCAGGAUUAUUAUGAUGGGACUCCAUAGAGUGCAGCGAGAAGAUUGAGGUGAUGUGUGGAAAGAGGUUCAAAGACGGAAAUACAAGUGAUUCAUUGCGGGUUUUUGGGACAAAUUCUAAGAUUUGACAAUUCACUCAAAACAUGAUAGAAUAGGCCCGUUCGCAAGAAUCUAAUUAGAUUUUUUUGGCAUGACAUUCGACAUUUUUUAAAAUUUACAGCAAACAUACCCCGUUUGUACCCGUUAAAUAAAAAAAUAUCAACUUCAAUUUUAAAAUAUGACAUUUUCCGUCUUCGUAAAGCUGUUAGCGACACGUCCAGCAAGGGCUUAGUUUAUGAUUCAAGUUUCCUGCUUAUUAACCUCUUCUGAAAAUAACGUUCUCUGUCAACGAGACAACAUGAUAAGCGUAUCUGAUAUAAAAACUUAAAUAGGCAAAAUGGAAUACGAGAUCAAGUUGCUCUAGUUACCUUACUGGUUCGCGAUUCCAUUUCGGUCGCAUCAGUUCGGGCGACGCUUAAAUGUCAGAUUGAGAUUUAAAAAAUCAAUGUUAAAAGUCAAAAAGUUACCGUAUGAUGGGAGUUAAGAACAAAGAUCAAUGUAUUAUUUCGCUUUAUAUGCGGAUUUGUCUUCUUUCAUGUCUAGUCCCCUAUCGUGAAUGUUCUGGAAUUUAUCGCCACAUCUCUUUCAGCACGUUUUUACUUGAGUAGCAUAAACAGGUACAUGUACCCAUUGACAUUCAUUUCGAAUUGUUAGUAAAAUUACCCUCAAAAAGUGAAUAUUUUUUUAUCACUACAUCUCAUGUCUAAUGCAAAGUAAUUAUCCGACCUAGAUCCUGGUAGCGCCAUUGGUGAGGUGAUCGAUUUUUGUCUUUGAACCUUUCGAAUUCACAGGUUUCUGGCGGCUGCAUAUUACUACAGAUAGGACUAUUUUACAAUGAAAAUGGCUGUUCGUGUUCUUACUAUAAAUAAGGAAUAAAGGAGAUACAGUUGAAAAUAUGACUUUCUUGACAGAUGCUUUGCACAUUCAACAAAAUUCUAAAGUUGUAUUUUCACUUUUUCAAUCAUGAAUGUAUGGAAGUUCCUGUUUAUUCUUGACAUGAAAUGUUCCAAUAUUCCAGAUAUAGAUAACUCACACACUACAAGCAUGGGACAUAAUAAUCUAAUAAUGUCUAUGUGGAAGUAUAUGGUCUUCUGUAGUUCCUUAAAUAACAGAUAGUUGUCUAUAGACAAAUAAAUGCUUGUAAAACGUGUAUAUGUUUUUAUUUUUAUUUAUUCAAGAAACAUGUAAAAGAAUGCUGAAAAUGUAAAUGUACACAGAUAAAUGUCACAAGGAGAUCAUUAAUUAGAAAAUAAAAAAAAAUGUUACAUACAGUUUUGGUAUUAAUACUGAUGAUUUCUUAUUCCCAGUAGCAGAUUACUAUAAUCUGAUUACUUUUCAAAGAAAAAU
Messenger RNA from Acanthoscelides obtectus, 3195 nucleotides. The record is from the annotation of a GenBank genome assembly. NCBI's taxonomy places the organism in Eukaryota, Metazoa, Arthropoda, Insecta, Coleoptera, Chrysomelidae.